AUGAGUUUCAGAGAGAAAAAAGAGGAAAAUCCAGAUCUCCAAGCUUUCCUGGAGCAACACCAUCUGAGGGACCGACUCAAUCCUCGAGAGUCAUUUUUUGGAGGAAGGACCAAUGCCCUCAAAUUGUUCCACGAGGGAGACGCUAAAUAUGUGGAUUUCACAUCCCUCUAUCCAUGGGUGAACAAGUAUUGCGUCUACCCUGUGGGACAUCCAACAAUCAUCACGGAAAGCUUUAGAGAUGUGGAAGAUUAUUUUGGAAUUAUCCAAUGCCGAGUGAUUCCUCCACGGAAUCUGUAUCUUCCGGUACUGCCCUAUCGGUGCCGGAAGAAGCUGAUGUUCCCCCUGUGUCGGACUUGCGCCCUUCUUCAACUGCAGACUCUGUGUAACCACACAGACGAUGAGCGAGCUCUCGCCGGAACGUGGGUAACGGAAGGAAGUCAAACUGGCGAAAAGAAAGGUUACCGCGUCACACAUGAGGACCCAAAACCUAUGCCUACCAGAUGGCAACUGGGAAAACCUGUUCGUGGGUUUUCAUUAAACUUUAAGAAUUCCCAGUUGCUGAAUUUCGAAAUCAUCAGAAGUCUGGUCUGCAGUCUGAACCGAAAGGAUGUCAUAUCUCUGCACAGUUUAAUUAUUAUUUGA
Messenger RNA from Stegodyphus dumicola, 642 nucleotides. RefSeq lists its product as uncharacterized. Lineage: Eukaryota; Metazoa; Arthropoda; Arachnida; Araneae; Eresidae. Gene Ontology annotation, biological process: DNA replication. Gene Ontology annotation, molecular function: nucleotide binding; DNA binding; DNA-directed DNA polymerase activity. The record is from RefSeq and is a predicted model, not a curated record.